AUGGUUCGGCGCCAAAUGCCGCCGCGCGGCUGCAAGAGCAAGAGCCAGAGCGCCGCCAGGCCCAGUCUUAGUCCCAGCCGCCUGGCCAAGAAGCCCAGCCUGACGCCGACCACCGGUUCUCAGGCGCCAUCGCAGACCAUCGCAAAGUCGAGGCCCACCGGUCUCGAGACGAUUUUUGAACGGCCCGGCAAUGAGGACGACGGACCCACCAGCAGCCAUGCCGUGGCAUUCGGCGAGUGCCAGCGCCGCGUCCUCGCCCUGGGUACGGGCGAAAAACAAAGAACCCUGUCGCAGAAGAGCUGCCUGAAGGUGCGCAACACCUUGGGCGAACGCAGCACCCGGCACAUGAUGACACUGCGGGCGUCCCGCACUACUUUGGACAGCGUAAUGCUCGGGGGCUCGGACGAUGAAGGCGAGUCGGUCGGAGUCGCUCCCGCAGUCGCUCCCGUAGCUGCUCCCGAAGUCGUUCCCGCUGGAGGAAAUGCCGGUACAAAUCAGCCGGCACCAUUCGUGCUGCGCACCAGCAGGAGGCUCAAGAGUCUGCCUCCGUUUUAG
Drosophila miranda is the source of this 555-nucleotide messenger RNA. Its product is annotated as protein tantalus-like. The record is from RefSeq and is a predicted model, not a curated record. NCBI's taxonomy places the organism in Eukaryota, Metazoa, Arthropoda, Insecta, Diptera, Drosophilidae. The coding region runs from base 1 to 555 and encodes 184 amino acids. The transcript has a single exon.